AUGUCGCAAUCGCACGAUCUGCAUCGCGCGUUGCUGCGACCCGCCAUUCUUCAUACGUUACGUGCUGCCGGCUUUCACAGCACCAAGCCAUCAGUGCUCGACACACUGCUCAACCUAGCCGAACGACAUCUCGUCCUCCUCGCGUCUACCACCGCACAGCAUGCCGUCUCCAGUCACAACGACCCCGUGCCAACCAUAUCCGACGUGCGCAUGGCUCUGUCGGACUGCGGUGUGCUGAUCCCGCUCGAAGGCGCCGCAGAGGAGGCUUGGAAAGAGCGAAUGCGCAUUCCCUUGGCAGAAAUGGCAGAUGUGCCCAAGGCUGGCAAGCAGCGUAUGAUUGCGGAGAAGCGGAAGCGAGAUGAUGAGGACACGGAAGACGUGAGAGAGUUUGCAAGAUGGUACGACUCUAGUCAAUAUCGGGAGAUCAAGCGAGUGGCAGGCCUCGAGAAGGAUCUCAAUGUUCCCGGCGCAGUGCCCUUGAUCGGUGUUGGAGGCAGUGUGGUAAAGGAGGACGAUUUCUUCACGGCAUUGAAGAAGAAGCACAGUAAGUCUGGCGACGACAGCAGAUUGCAGGGGACGGUGCUGGGAAGACCAGCGGACGAAAGAGACGUUGUCAUUGAAGGAGGUCCAGUUCAACGUCUUCGGGAUUGGCGACCGAGGCUGGAAAAGAGCGCUCAAGCCCAGGGAGUGAAGUGA
Messenger RNA from Sphaerulina musiva SO2202, 696 nucleotides. RefSeq lists its product as uncharacterized. Bases 1 to 696 code for a protein of 231 amino acids. Gene Ontology annotation, molecular function: protein heterodimerization activity. The record is from RefSeq and is a predicted model, not a curated record. NCBI's taxonomy places the organism in Eukaryota, Fungi, Ascomycota, Dothideomycetes, Mycosphaerellales, Mycosphaerellaceae. The transcript has a single exon.